Molecule: messenger RNA, 2140 nt
Organism: Arachis duranensis
Lineage: Eukaryota; Viridiplantae; Streptophyta; Magnoliopsida; Fabales; Fabaceae
Product: probable methyltransferase PMT23
Exons: 8
Coding region: 104-1924 (606 amino acids)
Cellular component (GO): endosome; cytoplasm; trans-Golgi network
Molecular function (GO): methyltransferase activity
Source: RefSeq, a predicted model, not a curated record
AAAAAAAAAAAAAACAAAAAAAGAGAAAAAGCUACGUUCUCACAAAAGCCAAAUCUUGUUCUCUUCCUAACAUCACAAGAAUUAGUUGUUUGGAUAAUCGAAAAUGGCGAUUCAAGUUGAGGGAGGAAUCUUGAAAGAGAGGAAAUACCCUUUGGUUUUCGUGAUAUUGUUGUUGCUCAUUAGUGCCGUGGUUCUUCUCUUAACCAACACUGCUUCCACCUUGAAUCCAACGAGUUUCUACCCUGAUGCCGAAAACCCUCAGCCACUCUCAGAAUCAAUCACAGAAGAACAAGAGAAGCCGCCCGAAGAACAAAGAAUAUUGCCUCAGAAAAAGGAGGAGGAUGAUUUCCGUGACGAUUUUGUGGAUUCGAUUAUUCAUUGGGAAGUUUGUAAGGGUGGGAUUGGGGUGGAUUACAUGCCAUGUUUGGAUAACAUGAAGGCCAUUAAGGCUCUAAGGUCAAGGAGGCACAUGGAGCAUAGAGAAAGGCACUGUCCUAAAUCUAAAUUGCACUGUUUGCUGCCACUUCCCAAAGGGUAUCGGGUCCCCGUUCCGUGGCCUAAGAGCAGGGACAUGAUUUGGUAUUAUAAUGUCCCUCGUACAAAGCUUAUUGAAUACAAGAAGGAGCAGAAUUGGGUGGUGAAGUCUGACAAUUAUCUCGUCUUUCCCGGAGGUGGUACUCAAUUCAAAGAUGGAGUUGAUCAUUAUGUUGAGUACAUAGAGAAGACAUUACCAGCAAUUCAGUGGGGCAAGAAUAUCAGGGUGGUUCUUGAUGUUGGUUGCGGCGUUGCUAGCUUUGGUGGCUAUCUUCUGGACAAAAAUGUUCUUACCAUGUCAUUCGCACCAAAGGAUGAACAUGAAGCACAAAUACAGUUUGCUUUGGAGCGAGGUAUUCCAGCAACCCUGUCUGUCAUUGGGACACAGAAGCUGACAUUCGCUGAUAAUGGAUUCGAUUUGAUCCAUUGCGCACGAUGCAGGGUUCACUGGGAUGCAGAUGGUGGGAAGCCAUUAUUCGAGCUCAAUCGGAUUCUUAGACCAGGUGGUUUCUUCGCCUGGUCUGCAACACCUGUUUAUCGUGAUGAUAAUGAAAGAGAUAAGAAAGUGUGGAAGGCCAUGGUGAGAGUUACAAAAGCAAUGUGCUGGACUGUCGUGGCUAAGACCGUUGAUUCAAAUGGAAUUGGUCUUGUUAUUUACCAGAAACCUAACUCAUCUUCCUGCUACGACAACCGAAAAGAGAACGAUCCUCCAAUCUGCAAAAAUAUGGAUACCAAAGAUAAACCAUGGUAUGCCUUACUCAGUCCCUGCAUUACCCCUCUUCCAGUUGAUAGUAAUGGCAACAUACAGAGCUGGCCCAUGCCUUGGCCUCAGAGGCUUACCGCUAAGCCUCCUAGCUUAUUCACCGUACCGGAUGCCCGCGAGACGUACUAUAACGACAGCAAACACUGGUCUAAACUAGUUCCAGAAGUUUACAUGAAUAGCCUUUCUCUAAACUGGUCAAGUGUCAGAAACAUUAUGGACAUGAAUGCUGGUUAUGCAGGAUUUGCAACAGCACUAAUUGAUCUACCAGUUUGGGUGAUGAAUGUAGUACCAAUAGAUAUGGCAGAUACUCUGGGCAUUAUAAAUGACAAAGGGUUGAUAGGAAUGUAUCAUGAUUGGUGCGAGUCCUUUAACACCUACCCUCGCACCUAUGAUCUUCUUCAUUCUAGUUUUCUACUAGAAGCUCUUCAGAAACGAUGUGACAUUAUGGACGUGGUUGUGGAGAUAGAUCGCAUAUUGCGGCCAGAAGGGUACCUUGUGGUUCAAGACUCCAUGGAAGUGAUUAGAAAGCUUGGUCCAAUCUUGCGUUCACUUCAUUGGUCUGUCAAGUUGUAUAGAAAUCAGUUUCUUGUUGCCAAGAAGAAUUUUUGGCGUCCGCAGCUUUCAUAAUAAUCAUCUUUCUUCUUUUAUUAUACAAUCUUGUUAUAUGAAUUCACUUUUGAUAUAGGAAACCAAACAAAAGAGAAAAGGGAAGUAGGGGACGUGGGAAAAAAAAUUGUGAAGUCUACAACUAUUAUUGUAGACGCUAAAAGUGAACACACAUGGUAAUAUUUUUUCUUUAAAUUAUAUUAUAAUGUUACAGAUUGUAUGAUCAAAAAGUUACAG